AUGGAAAACAGAGGUGGAUAUUAUGAGCCUGUCAAUAUCCACAUCGGAAAGGCAGCGGCCUACUGGGACCUGAACACUUCGGCAAUUUUGCCGGUUAUCGAUGAGGAUAAAUGGAAGCAACUGGAAGUCCCAGCCAAGAGUGGCCCUCCGCUGCCUCUGGUACCGGGCCUGAAUAUUGAUGAUAAGGAGAGUAUCAAUGCGGAUCCUCAAUUGAAAUGGGAUGGGGAGAAGUAUCCGGUGGGACUGAAGGCAACGCCACACCCAAAGGUGGAGGGCCCUCAGUUGGAUGAGAAGGUCAAUAACAUGAUGCCCAACACAGUUUAUGGCCUCCAAUCGGCAGAUCCUGAGAGAGCUGUGAGAGACCCGGUGCCACUACCGACGUCGACUGGCAUUACCUCUUCCAAGAAGCACGUGGCAGCCAGAAUAGAUGGAGUGAAGGUAGAUCUCGGCAAGCCUGUGGACUACGGCGCGCUUAUCGGUCCUUCCCGAGCAGUGAGUAAGGACCGACCUCAGCCUCCUAGUAUGUUUGAAAAGCCGGAGAUAUCAUGGAGCCAGAACCUGGACACGACAAUCCCGACGUACAGUAUCACUGCGGCGGUGCCGGUGGAGUCCAGGGGCGUGGAGGAGUGGCUACCGAAAAAGGGAAAUCUAACGCGUCUUCAAGAGGAAAACCCUGCCGCGUUUGCUGCUACUACGCCGGAUGAUGAUGAUGUCACUGAGAAGAAGUCUACUUCUCCGAGGGGUUCCUCUUUCCUGGGGGGAGAAGAUGACGAUACGGAGGAUAUUAAGAAUCAUAUAAAGGCAACGAGAGCUCUAUUGACGCCUAACCUUAAGCACACCGUUGGGUAUUGGGGUGAUUGGAUGGUAUCCGAUUUGACUAAGGACGUGGAUGAGUUAUCGAAGUCCGAUCUGCAGCCGUUGGCCGACCUGACGGAUAUGGAGCGAAAGAAAGGAGACAAAGGUAUGAUGGAACAGGCCGAGGCUGUGAUGAAGGUCCUGGCCUUACUCAGGCCAGUUGUGGUGGAGACUAUGACCAGUCAAGAGAGAGGCAUGAAGGAUGUUGAGGAGGAUAUCAAGAAGACCGUGACACAGGAGAAGGAGAACUACGAUGAGUUAUUCGAGAAGGACGCGGCGAAGUUUGCCGAUAUAGCGCAGCGAAACGGCAAAGUCCUGCUCACCAGUACUAAGAAGAUCUACCUCAACCUUAUGAAGUCGAUAUCAGUAUUAAUUAAAAAGGUGUACAAGUUGCAGAGGGCUCUGCUGAUGGUGACAGCGCGGCAUGCGAAGCACAGCACUCGAAUCCUCAACGAGUUGGAGAGGACGACACGCUUCUUCAUAGCAAGAACGGAUCGGGCUGAUAGUACAUUGCGGAGCUUCGUCACGGCAGGUCCCGAACGACGAAAGGCGAUUAAAACGGUCAUGACACAGUUGGGAGACUAUCAGAAAAAUAUCGCCCUGAAGAGGUUUCAGCGCAGUGCGAGUAAGAUGGCUGGCCAGUCUAAGCGUAAAGUGCAAGCAACUGGUCACAAGGCCAUUCGAGUACUGAAGGUCGACGAUAAGGAUAUAAGGAAUCGGCAGAAAAAGAGCGAUAGGGCAUUCAAUGCGCGACUUCGGCUACUACGACAGAGAAGAGAGACCAUAACUCGGGAUACUCUUCGGGAUUUCGGCACGGCUGACCGCCACUUUUCUGACGAGGCGGGCUCGGAUAGUGUCUCUAAAUGGCCGUUGGUGAAUGACCUCCUAAAGGCAGCUGAGCAUCAGGCAUCGGCAGUGGAUGAGCUAGGAAGUGAGAUGCAUGGGAUAGUGGAAGGAGCUGAAGGACCUCAUAAACUGCUUGGAGACUCCCUCAAGGAAAACGAGAGGAAUAUGGAGGCUAGGAUUGAGCAGGAAACUGAGGAGAUGAAGAGGGACACGAGCAGAGAAGCGACACAGGUGAACGCCGAUCUGAAGGAUCUCCAGAUGGCGGCGCAGAAUGCUGCUGGACGAGAGCGUACACUGGGUAUGGCUAAAGUGAAGGAAGUAGAACGGCAAGAGGCUGCAGUGGAAGAAGCCGAGAAAUCGCAACUCGACAACGCGGACAUAACUCGCGGACAGAGCGAAGCGGAGAUGAAAUCUGACAUCGGACUGGCGGCCACUCAAGCAGAUGGCAAGCUGAACAAUAUGGCUGAUACUGUGAAGUCCCGAGAGGAGGCAGAGGGGAGGCUGGUUGAGGCACAAGCGGUUGAGGCUGAUGAACGGCAGGGCAAGAUGAAACAGGCUCUAUCGGAAGGCCAGACACAGCGAGUAGCGGCCUUGGAUGCUGAUAUGGGCGCCAUAGCCGAGACCAAUAAGGAAGAGUACCAGCGUAUGCAGGAGCAGUUGAAGCUAGAAGGAAAUGAUGAAAAGAAAGGUGUGAACGCGACUUCAUCACUCGUGAGCGGCACGGCUGAUGCUGUCCACAACUCGGAGGAGCAGAUGGGCGCCUUACAUGAUGAAAUGAGUGCGGCUAACGCCAAGGCUCAGCAGGGCCUCGAUAAUGCACUAAAGGACCUUGAUCACUUGUCGAGUGGGGGGUCUGCGGGUUUGGAUCACCUACAGGCGGACGAGACACAUGACCUCACUAAUUCAGUCCAGGAGGUGGCUGAGGCUGCACAUAAGGAUGUGGCAGAGGCUCGCUCUGAUACCAAGAGUCGACUUCAAGCGGCACUUGGAGAGAUGCAUGCCCAGAUUGGCGGAAUGCUGGGGAAUGAACAAGAGAUGGAUAACACUUUAAUUGCGCUGUCCUCAGAUGCUGCUAAGGCUCAGACGAGGGCGAGAGAGAUAGCGCAUGAGAAGGCCGCGGAGCAUGAUGAGAUUCUCGGCUACCUAUCGAAAAGCUAUAAGCAGAAUCGCGAUGAUAUGUCUAAGCUCCCAUCGGAAAUAGAGGCAAAAGGGAAGAAGCAGCUGACGAACGCCAAGAAGCUAUUGAGCGAUGAGAUGCAGAACCGCAACAAGGCGAUAGCCGCCGUAGCAGCUGAGCACAUCAUGGCAAUAGGCGACUUGAUGAAAUCGGUGAUGGACCUACUCACGAAAGGCGAGAUGCAAGAGGAAGCCAAACGACGUCUGCUAGCUGAGGCGGAGAGCAAGAUGGUGGACAUAGAGCGCAGUAAGACGAAGCUGCAGUCCUUGAUGGGUGCCUCUGGCAACGAGACGUCGGGGGAGUCGGGCUCUAUGAAAAGAGCUAGAGGGAUGAUGGGUGACACUCAAAUGGAAUUGCUACAUCGUCGCGAGGAGAUGAAACAGAGAUUGAAGAAAGGCUUGGUUUUCCUGGACCAUCAUAUCAGCGACGCUCAUGACUUCCUACAGCUCCACCUCAGGGAUCUGGAGAAGGCCUUGAGGAUUAUGAUAGAGCAAUUUCGCAAGCUACUGAAUGGCGAGGCGGUAACGUUUGCCAAGUCCGACCAAGAGGAUAGCGCUGGCACAGCCAAGAAGCUUGGUGGUGUUGAGACUGGCCUCGAGAAGGAUAUGAAUAGAAAUAAAGUCAGGUUGGAGAGCAUACUCAAUGUCGACAAGGAAUCUACGAUGGACUUCACGACGUUGCUGAGCAAGCUCACCGCACAAGCCCAGGGCCUGGGCUUGUCUGGUAACGAGAUGAAGAGCUAUAUUGAGGAGCAGCUGUCCAAGCUGUCUUCGGAUACUGCUGGGGAGGUUGGUGUUGUGGGACAGGAGGUCGAGAAUGAGAUGACGGGCUUUAGAGCAACAGCCAAUGCCGAGCGAGACAAGGCCAAGGAGGAGAUCGCUAAAAACGACAAAGUAUUGGCACAUGGAGAGGAAGGAGUAUAUGGCCAACUCGAUGGCCUCGGUCAGAAAGUUUCAGGAGAGGCAACGGAAGUUGGCAACUCUCUAGGAUACAACGCUAUAGCGCUGCGUAACGUGCAGCGCUUGGCUGAUGGGGAAAGGCAGACCUCCAGCAACGACCUGAAGGCCCUCAUUCACACAGUCUCUGCUACUAAGGACUCGGUUAUGAGGGAGAUGGCGGAGAGUCACGGAGCUGAUCUGAAUGCGCUAGGAAGAGUAGAGGACGUCGUAGCCAUUGUGGACACUCUUACGAAAUCUGCCUUCGAUGAGAUUCAAGGCUUAAUUGGUAGCAGUACUGGUGACUUCCAAAGUUUGGAUGAGAUGCUCGACACGCUCGGCUCUAGCACCAACUCCUCGGUAGCGUCCCUGAAUAAAGACGUGGAGGAGGACGUGCGGAAAUCUGAUAAGUUCAUGAACGGCAUUAGGCCGAUACUGGCUCAAAUGAAGGAGGAUGCCUCUGGUUACGAGAAGAAGGAUAGAGAGAUCGCCGCGGAGUCGAUAUCUGCGAGAAAGUCCGUGAUGAAGGCGGUGAGUGACACUUCGAAGGAGGGCGACGAGGUGCGAGCACAGGCUUGGAAAAACGUCAUGAGGUGA
Messenger RNA from Perkinsus marinus ATCC 50983, 4410 nucleotides. Its product is annotated as Cingulin, putative. The record is from RefSeq and is a predicted model, not a curated record. The transcript is spliced from 44 exons. Lineage: Eukaryota; Perkinsozoa; Perkinsida; Perkinsidae. The coding region runs from base 1 to 4410 and encodes 1469 amino acids.